Molecule: messenger RNA, 2216 nt
Organism: Raphanus sativus (radish)
Lineage: Eukaryota; Viridiplantae; Streptophyta; Magnoliopsida; Brassicales; Brassicaceae
Product: pentatricopeptide repeat-containing protein At1g12300, mitochondrial
Exons: 2
Coding region: 225-2024 (599 amino acids)
Molecular function (GO): protein binding
Source: RefSeq, a predicted model, not a curated record
UGUACUCAAAUAUAAUACUGUAAUCAUCUGUUGAAGCGACACCGUUUUACUUAGACGACAUUGAAAAAGCAGAUUACAAACAACCACCCACAAUACACAGGUGCCGAAAAAAUAAAAGAGAAGACAGGAAAUGAUUCCCUAACCGGUCUUCUUCUCUUCUUUUCGUUCCUCUCUCUCUCCCUCAAAGACAUCCAGAGCUCACUUACGAUUCAUCUGAAGCAGGGAUGAUGAGAUGGCGUCGGCUUGCUACUUUGAGAUUGGUUCGUUCCCAACAUUCACUUGAGAGAGGUACUCUGAGAAAUGAUUUCUUCCAAACCCCCUACGAGUUAUUCUGCCAACGAGGCUUCUCUGGUAGAAAUCUCUCUUAUAGAGAGAGAUUGAGAGGUGGUCUCGUUGGUAUCAAGAAGGAUGAUGCUGUGGCUCUGUUUCAGUCCAUGAUUCAGUCUCGUCCUCUUCCUACGGUCAUAGAUUUCAGUAGAUUGCUUAGUGGUAUUGCUAAAACAAAACAAUAUGAUCUCGUGUUGGAUCUCUGCAAGCAGAUGGAACUGCAAGGGAUUGCUUAUGAUCUCUACACUCUCAACAUUAUCAUCAAUUGCUUCUGUCGUCUCCAAAAACUCGGGUUUUCUUUUUCUGUUAUGGGAAAGAUGUUGAAACUUGGAUAUGAGCCUACCACAAUCACAUUCUCUACUUUGAUUAAUGGUUUAUGUCUCAAGGGUCUAGUUUCCCAAGCUGUGGAGUUAGUUGAUCGUAUGGUUGCAAUGAAGGUUGUUCCAAAUCUCAUCAUACUUAACACUCUUGUCAAUGGUCUUUCUCUCCAAGAUAGGCUCUCUGAAGCAAUGGCUUUGAUAGAUCGAAUGAUGGCUAAUGGAUGUCAACCCGAUCAGUUUACGUAUGGUCCGGUUAUGAACAGAAUGUGCAAGUCAGGGAACUCUAUCUUGGCCUUAGAUCUUCUCAGAAAGAUGGAAGAUAGAGAGGUCAAGCCUCACGUAGUCAUAUACAGUAUGAUUAUCCAUGGUCUUUGCAAAGAUGAGAGAGUCGAAGAUGCACUCAGACUUUUCAAUGAAAUGGAAACCAAAGGUAUCAAACCAAAUGUCUUUACCUACAACUCUCUGAUAGGAAGCUUCUGUAGUGUUGGCAGAUGGGAUGACGGCGCACAGUUGCUGAGGGAUAUGAUUACUAGUGAAAUCACACCAGACGUCAUCACUUUCAGUGCUUUGAUUGAUUGUUUUGUGAAAGAGGGAAAGCUUAACGAGGCUAAGGAAUUGUACAAUGAGAUGAUCACAAGAGGCAUUGAUCCUAAUAUCUUUACAUACAAUUCUUUGGUAUAUGGAUUGUGCAUGGAGAAGCGCUUAGAUGAAGCCAACCAGAUGAUGGACCUGAUGGUUAGCAAGGGAUGUUUUCCUGAUAUAGUAACGUUUAAUACCCUUAUAAACGGAUAUUGUAAGGCUAAACUGGUUGAUGAAGGAAAACCAAACGUGGCCAAGGAACUCUUCCAGGAGAUGGUCUAUACUGAUGUGCCACCCAGUUUUGUGACUUAUGGUAUUUUGCUGGAUGGGUUGUGUGACAAUGGAGAAGUAGAAGAGGCUUUGGGAAUACUUGAAAAAAUGCAUAAUAGUAAGAUGGAAAUUGAUAUUAGUAUAUAUAAUAUCAUCAUUCACGGAAUGUGCAAAGCUAGUAAGGUCGACGAUGCUUGGGAUUUAUUCUGCAGCCUACCUUUGAAAGGAGUGAAACCUGAUGUUAAGACAUUCACCGUAAUGAUUUCGGGGUUGUGUAAGAAAGGGUCACUGCCUGAAGCAUACAUCUUGCUAAGGAAAAUGGAGGAAGAUGGGAUUGCGCCAAAUGAUUGUACAUACAACACACUAAUCCGAGCUCAUCUCGAAAGCAGUGACAUAAUCAAUUCUGUUGAACUCAUCGAGGAGAUGAUGAGGUGUGGGUUCUCUACAGAUGCUUCCACCAUGAAGAUGGUUAUGGAUAUGUUAUCGGAUGGUAGAUUGGACAAAAGCUUUUUGGAUAUGCUUUCUUAGAAUGGUUGGAUCUUAUCUGCUAGAGACAAAGUCCCGAUUAAUAAUUUAUGAGGUAUUUGGGCUUAAUAGUAUAAAUAAGUUGGUUUCUUUGUUUGUUUACAUUUUAAACAGAUCUUGAUGUCUCUCCUUUCUAUAUCGCUUUCUUUCUGUUUUGUCGCUGGUUCAUUUUCAGUGUAUUAUGUGUCUCCAUGA